Messenger RNA from Carassius gibelio (silver crucian carp), 2836 nucleotides. RefSeq lists its product as uncharacterized. Gene Ontology annotation, molecular function: GTPase activity. Lineage: Eukaryota; Metazoa; Chordata; Actinopteri; Cypriniformes; Cyprinidae. Bases 53 to 1402 code for a protein of 449 amino acids. The record is from RefSeq and is a predicted model, not a curated record. The transcript has 12 exons.
UUGGUUCCCCCGCUUUUGGUGCCGGUGAAAAACAGUCCUCCAGACUUUCAACAUGUCAGGCUGUAAGAAGCCGCGAGCUGUAGCAAACCCUCUGGAAUCGACCAUUACAACUCCGAGUGAACGAAUAUUGAAAGAAUGCCACACUUUAUAUAUCGACAACGACAACGGAUUGGUGAAAAUUGCAGAGAGUUUGGGAGUGAGGCUCUUACCGCCCCGGAAAAAGAUUAUAGUUAUGAUUAUGGGAAACCAUUCUGCUGGAAAAAGCUCUUUUAUUAACUGGUAUGUGGAGGAGCACAUACAGAAGACAGGUGUUGCCAUUGAGACACAAGGCUUCACAUUUAUAACUAGUGGAAGAAAACGCGAGUCACUAACAGGAAAUGCAACAUUACACCUUUACCCACAUUUCAGACCACUGCUGGAGUUCAAAGGUGUCACGGAUUACCUGAGCGCUGAGAUUUCCACCUCCAAACAGAAAAAGUUCAGCCUGGUGACGUUUGUGGACACUCCAGGGUUGGUGGAUGGAGAUAUGGUGUACCCUUUCGAUGUCAACAGUGCCAUCACCUCUUUUGGUGAGCAGGCGGACCUCAUCUUUGUGUUUUUUGACCCGAUGGGACAGGCAUUGUGCAAGCGUACAUUGAACAUUGUUGAGAAUUUGAGUGAGAAGUGUGGAGACAAACUGCGCUUUUACCUGAGCAAAGCUGACGAGGUUGGACGAGAAACGGACAGACAGCGAGUGAUGAUGCAGAUUGUCCAAGAGCUGUGCAGGAGACCUGGACUCAACAAAUGUGGCUUCGAAAUGCCCACGAUAUACAUCCCCAACCCUCAGAAACCCAGCAGAUGCAUCAACCAGAUUGACGAGGUUUGUGAGACCAUUGAGAAGAGCAUAAACCAGGCAGUGCAAAAAACCCUUGACCAGCUGGAGAAAGACUGUAACCUGAUCAUCUCUACCAUCAACUAUAAACUGGAACAGGACCGGAUGAAUGUGAGCAGUAACAAAAGCAACCGUUUUAAUUCUUUCCUGUGUGGACUUGCGGGAAUCUUCCUUCCGUUGCUCUUCAUCCUCAGCUUCAUCAUCAGCACCUUCGCUCCAGAGGAACUGGACUCUCUUGUUGGAGAGGGAUUGGCUAAAACCAUCUACUUUUCCACAGGGAUCGUUGUGUAUCUGUGGGAAUGGAUUCCUGAAGACUGGCAGAUAAUGUUUGUGAUCAUCUUUGCUGCUCUGUGCUACUUUAUGUUCUUCUUGGCCAAGUAUUUUGCGCGUCAGGGCAGUAAGACGCUGACGAAAAGAGAGAAGAAGAAAAUGGCUGAGUACAGUGAUUACAUCCAGGAUAUCGUCAAAUCCAAGAAGCGGAAUCUGUAUGAGGAGUAUCUUCGCCAGUGUGCUGCAGAGUAUGAUUUCUGAAGGAAAGCCUGCAUGACAGCCGUCCGUCACAUCGUUGGAAUAAUUCACAUAAAGCACAUCCACGUGUUAAACAAUGAUGUAGUUUCAUAUUUACAACAAAUCUGUGCCUUUUGGUUAAAUGUGAAUAGUGUUGAAAAAAAUGUGAUAUACAAACAUGACCUCAAUAUUAUCUUACACCAGCUAGUUUUUCUAUAUGAAUCAUUUUUAACCGUUUUUAGCCAAUAAGCUACAUUAUCACCAUGUAAAGACAUCAUUCUGAGACAUUAGCCUGGUUUCUGUGGCCUUCUUUUGAUCUCAAGGAGCACUGUGGGAGAAACCAAAGGUACCAAAUCCAACCUCAUAUACUCUUUACACCGUGUUUAUAUUAUUAAGUGACAUUUUUACUUUUUAUAAUGUAACACAGAAGAAUUUCUCCCAGCAGCCAUAGAAAAAGGCCUCAACUAGCUUUAGGUCUUCCUGUCAUUCAUAUGUAUGUGAACGUAAUGUUGCAUGUUUGUCAAUGUACCUUAUUUUUCGGACUACACCUGAGUAUAAGUCUCAUCAGUCCAAAAAUACGUCAUGACGAGGAAAAAAAGCUUAUAUUUAUUUAGAACCAUGAACCAAGAGAAAACAUUACCAUCUACAGCUGCAAGAGGGCGCUCUAUGUUUACAGGGAGAGGCUACAGCAGCACUGAGCAGCAUAGAGCGCCCUCUGGCGGCUGGAGACGGUAAUGUUUUCUCUUGGUUCAUUUCUCCUGGUUCAUGUCAAAUUAAUUUUUAUAAAUAAGUCGCACCUGACUAUAAGUCGCAGGACCAGCCAAACUAUGAAAAAAAGUGUGACUUAUAGUCCGGAAAAUAUGGUAAAUGUCGUUUAUAAAUUGUUUUAAAAGGAUUGUUUUGUAGUGUCCUGAAGUGAUGCAAAAAAUUUAGAAUUAUUCUCUUAGGGCAUUGUUUUAUGAAUACUAAGGAAUUGCAUCUUUUUUUUGAGAAGUAGCUGGGUUUGAAGAUGUAAACAAAGUGAGAGUCAGUUUUUUACCCGUCCAUAUAUAAAGGGUGCAGUGUGGAUGCAUGUGCUGAUUGAAUUUCUUUAUUGAUUUUUUACUUUUAUUUAAUUUAUUUGAUUAGCUCACUUAUUUUUCAGCUUUUUAAAAGUACAUUUUAAGAGACCGUAGCACUUCCAUAACUUAAAUGAAUAUGCAUUUACCUCAGUGUUGCAAAAAUGCCUUUUAUUAUGACUGCAAUAAUUCAGAUUUCAUAGCAUGUUUUUAUUUUAAAUGUAAUGCUUUUUUUUAGCUAUGCAGAUUUUUAUCGGUCUUACUGAAUGAAAUGUCCUCUUUGAUCAGCUCAAAAGUUUGUAUUCUUCUGUCUUAUACUAUGAUUUGAUGAAAUUGCUUGCUGUUUUCUGUAAGUAUAUUUGAAAGAACAAGCACCCCAAUAAAGUGUUAUAGCAACAAA